This is a messenger RNA of Hypoxylon fragiforme, 795 nucleotides long. RefSeq lists its product as uncharacterized. The record is from RefSeq and is a predicted model, not a curated record. NCBI's taxonomy places the organism in Eukaryota, Fungi, Ascomycota, Sordariomycetes, Xylariales, Hypoxylaceae. The transcript has 2 exons. Bases 1 to 795 code for a protein of 264 amino acids.
AUGGACUACCAAUCCGCACCCACGCCGUCCUACACGGGCCCAGCAUCAGCAUCAGCAUCAACAUCCGCCGCGCCCCCAACCUCCACCACCACCACCACCAUUCGCACGCAAUCCGAGCCCACCAUCUCCAACAACAAGCUCGACCGCCCCCCGGCCUCCACCUUCGCGGGCACCGACAUCCGCUCCAUCAAGACGGCGUGCGAGUUCUCGCUGAGCGAGUACCUGGCGCAGCAGCGGCGGCGGUACCACAACGGCGGGUACAGCAACGGCAAUGGCAACGGGGGCGGAGAUCCUUCGGGCGAGCACCGGCUGCGCGCGCAGCAGGGGAUCGUGGUCAGCGACCUGCGCGCGCUGCGGAGCGAGGUGUCGGAGAUCGUGAGGAGGGCCGAGGCGCACCGGUGGCGGAAGUGGUUGUUGGGUGGGCUUGUCGCAUCCUUCAUCCCCACCAUCCGGCGCAUCUUCCGGCGCCCCUCCUCCUCCUCCUCCUCCUCCUCCUCCUCCUCCCACUCAUCCAACGACACCGAGCACGCCUUCCGGCGGAGCAAGUCCCUCAUCGCGCGCAUCCUCGACUCCGUCCACAACCACCACGGCAAAAGAAGCAAAUUCGCCUCCGUGGCCUUUUUCGUCCUCUCGAUAUUGUACGUGUUCGAGAGCGAGGUCUCGAUCCGCGUGGCGCGCACGGUGUCGAAGCGGCUGAAGCGGCUGACGGCGCGGAUUGAGCGGGGGGACCCCGGGAUCGGCGAGGAGGAUAUGAAGGUCUUGAAGGGGUGGCGGUGGCGGGUGUUGUUGUGGUAG